This is a messenger RNA of Pantherophis guttatus, 10238 nucleotides long. RefSeq names its product neurocalcin delta (gene NCALD). The record is from RefSeq and is a predicted model, not a curated record. Gene Ontology annotation, molecular function: actin binding; tubulin binding; calcium ion binding. NCBI's taxonomy places the organism in Eukaryota, Metazoa, Chordata, Lepidosauria, Squamata, Colubridae. Gene Ontology annotation, biological process: calcium-mediated signaling.
GUGACAGUGACAUUGACGUCAGCCGGAGGCAGGCGGUGUGGCUGGAGUCUCCGCCGGAGCCCGAGCCGUAUGUGAGAAAUCUGCUGCGUCCGGGGCUGCUCGCUCGUUCGCUCCUUUGCCGCCGCGCUUCCUCCGCCGAGAGCAGCCGGAGCAUGGCGCAUUAGAGAGAAGAAUUGCAUUUCUGCGGGGCGAGAUAAAAUCCUGAUACCACCAUGGGAAAACAGAACAGCAAGUUACGCCCAGAAGUGAUGCAAGAUUUGCUAGAAAGCACAGACUUUACUGAACAUGAGAUCCAGGAAUGGUACAAAGGCUUUCUCAGAGACUGUCCAAGUGGACAUUUGUCCAUGGAGGAAUUUAAGAAAAUCUAUGGGAAUUUUUUUCCUUAUGGGGACGCUUCUAAAUUUGCUGAACAUGUGUUCCGUACAUUUGAUGCAAACGGCGAUGGAACAAUAGAUUUCAGAGAAUUUAUCAUAGCUUUGAGUGUAACGUCCAGAGGGAAACUGGAGCAAAAGCUGAAGUGGGCAUUCAGUAUGUAUGACCUGGACGGAAAUGGAUACAUCAGCAAAGCAGAAAUGUUAGAAAUAGUCCAGGCAAUCUACAAGAUGGUUUCUUCAGUUAUGAAGAUGCCAGAAGAUGAAUCAACACCAGAGAAAAGAACUGAGAAAAUCUUUCGCCAGAUGGAUACCAACAGAGACGGAAAACUUUCUCUGGAAGAGUUCAUUCGAGGAGCCAAAAGCGACCCAUCUAUUGUCCGUCUCCUUCAAUGUGAUCCCAGCAGUGCUGGACAGUUUUAAAACUGAUGUUUAUUAUUACUUUGUGUCUUUCUGGUUUGUUUCUUUUGUCUCAUAUAUCUCUUCACCAGAACAACAUUCAUGGGUGUUGCCUUUUUAAGGCUACCUUUGCCUUCUUUUGUGGCAUUAUCUGCUUUCCUCGUGGCCAGCCAUGAAGAUGUUGUGCUUACAGUCUCUCUAAAAUGCAUCCCGGAUUACAGAGAGUGCAACUGUCACAACAGUGUCCUUUUUCAAAUUGUAAUUAUUUGUGGCCUGUGUGCCACUGAGUAUGAAUAGGACUUACUUCCUAAUUGGGUUAAUUGCCUUAAGUCUUGUCUAGUUUGCCAAUUCCAAACUGGUUCCAAAACUCUGUAAGAUCUGAGGCACAUGUGGAGAAGACUGAAGUCAGCCAAUAAUUGCCAUCAAUCAAUCAAAUCUUUAUUACGGUCAAAGACCAGCAUAAGGAGGAUGGAAUACAGUCAAUUAAAAAGCAUAGAACAUACAUAAAGUAAUUGUAAAAAAACCCCCAAAAACUAUAAAACAAAGUAUAUAUAAAAACAGAAGAUUUAAAGAAAUCUUAACAGGAGGGGUAGAAGCAUUAAAUGGGUGUAGGGAGCAUGAAGGACAGUGUGGCAAACUCAAUCUACCAUAGUAAAGAGCAUUCUUGUAUAAUGAACUAAAUGCUCCUUAUUAUUAGUUUAUGGAACAUCUGAUGGAUGUUCAGCAGUGGUGCACAGAACCUGACAAUAUAUGUUACAGCAAGGUUAGCAUCUGAAAGCAGCAGGAAGGGGUAAAAUAGUAUUGUGCACUCCGGAUAUGUAUGCAAUAGUGGAGAGAUAAUGCUAAUAUGAAUGUCUUUGCAAAAGAGGCAGAGGACAAGUAUAUGCUCUGUUGUUUUUGUGUGUCCAGUAGCACAGAGACAUCAUCUCUCUGGAUAGGAAAUCUUACUGUAUUGGCUUUCAAAGACAGCUGAGGGACAUCAAUCCAGAGUAAAAACUCUACAUUCAUUAGGUACUUCAAGUUUGGUUAGGUAUGCCAUUGGGGAGUACCUGCCAUCUUCACUGGCAGUAAAGAUUGGGGACUUGGCUAGAUCCAGAUGGUGCUACAUUCCAUUUAAUGAGUGUCUUGUCCCCAAUAGCUACCAUGUACCUUCCAAUAUUGGGGAAUGCCAAACAAGAUUUUUUUAAAAUGUCAUUCUAGUGAAUAAAGAGGCCAGUGAUCUUGGGGGGCUUAAUACAUUUGCCAGGGAGAGUGUGCUAAUGUUUACAUGAGAUCUGGGGUUAAGAUACCUUAUGUACAAAUUUCUGUUACCAUAUGAGAUUAGACACAGGCUGUAUUAUUCGCUACACAUUUUCCUUAAAGGUAUUGAAAAAUAGCUUAUGCUAGGACUUAGGGUUAAAUUCGUAGCUGUGAGAAGUACAUGAAGAGCCAGUUUGGUCUAGUAGCUAAACUGCUAGAUUAGAAGCCGAGAUACUAGAUAGUUCUGCCUUAGACAUGGAAACCAGCUGGCUGACUCUGGACCAAUCUCUCUCACACUUAGAAAGAAAGCAUUGGCAGGCUACUUCUUAAAAUGUUGCCAAGACUUAUCUCUGUAGUCAUCAGGAAUCAGGGUUAUUUCAAUGGACCAUAACAGCAACAGAAGCACUACUACUGUUGAAGAAAUCAAUGCAAAUCUUAUUUUCCAAUAGAGAAGCCAAGAUGGUAAAUUAAAUAUGUGCAUUCAUUCUAAGAAAUCCUUAGUGAUUAGUAUAUGAGGUAUGAAAUCCCUUUUCUAAAUGAUGGUGAUUUCAAUCCUCCAGUCUGAAUGUUGCAACAAAGGGACCAAUGGCACCAUGGAGCUAAAUUUAAGUAAUACACAAUUAAUGUUUUGUCUGCAAAGCUGUGAACUAUAACAGAAUUAAUGAUAAGAAAUAACUAACACUAGCCUAUGCCUGUACCCUUCAGAGAUGCCAUACUAUUUGUAAAAUUAUAGAAAAUAAUGGGUUUGUACAGAUUAUAUUAAUAUUUCCGCUAUUUUAAAAAAACCAACCAGAUUUCUACAAAUGAAAUUCCUUAUUCUUAAAUAGAGAUUCAUUUAGAGAAAAGGCAGAGGAGAAUUAUAUUUUAUUUAUCAUUAUCUUGUUUAUCAUUUAGCAUCUUGAAUCAGGAAGUCAUUGUGCACGUUGAGAACUUGAGCUGAAGAAAACUGAGUUAAAUAUUGAGACUAAUUUAUGCCAUUAGAGGAGAAUGAAGGCACUUUUUUUAAUCUGAAAGGCCUCUAGCUUUGAAGAACUUCAGGAAAAUGAGAGGAUUUGGUGAUAAUAGAAUAUUGUACCUGCAUGUUACAGAGCCUUAUUUUGUUUGUACUUAGUUGAGGAGAAUCGGUAGUUCCAAUAUAAUUGAAAACAUAUUUUCUAAGCAUGUAACUUUGCUAAGAUAGAUUUGCAGAGUAGAAAUAAAGCAGGCAGGAAAGACAUGGUUAUACACGAUCUUUUGCCACGCCAAAGCCAUUUCCCUCUUUAGCUUCAGUCUUGAAGCUUGGCUUUUAGAAAAACAAUAGAAAUGGGAAACAGGGCAUUGUUCCAGGGAAGAAUUAGAGAUCUGGAAGUACAUGCAAAAAGGAGAAUCAGCUGGCAGGGAAGACAUCUAUAUAUUUAACCAUUUAGGCACCAGCCAGGUUUUCCUCUUCAAAUAUCUUGCCAAGGCAAUUUCCUCCAUCAUCAAUGAUUUUGGAGCCCCAUUGGCACAAAAAGAGCAGAAAGGAAAUAUUGUAAUGGAGAAUUGGAAGGGGUUAACAUUGCUGUGGUGUUGCAAUUCCCUUUCUUACAUAAUAGUAGCAUUUGCUUUGUAACAUGUAGUUUUGCUCAAGUUCGAAUGGAAAAGGGUUCAAAGAAAUUGCAUUAUUUACUGUAAGCACUUGACACCCAAGGAGGAGAUUGAUGUGACUGCAUUUCAAGUUCUGGAGUGGCAGAGAAAGAAUUCUUCCAAGGUAGAUUCCCUACCUCAAUCAUUUUCAUACCCCAGAAGUAACUUGUAAAAUUUAUGCACAGUCACGCAUGCCCUAGUCACUUCUCGCCUGGACUACUGUAACGCUCUCUACAUGGGGCUCCCCUUGAGGAACACCCGGAGGCUCCAACUGGUCCAGAACGCGGCCGCGCGGGUGAUUAUGGGAGCGACUUGGUGCUCCCAUAUAACACCUCUCCUGCGCAAGCUGCACUGGCUUCCAGUGGUCUUCCGGGUGAGCUUCAAGGUAUUGGUUCUCACCUUUAAAGCGCUCCAUGGCUUAGGGCCAGGGUAUUUACGAGACCGCCUUCUGCAACCAAUAACCUCCCACCGGCCAAUACGCUGUCACAGAGAGGGCCUCCUCAGGGUGCCGUCGGUCAAGCAAUGUCGGCUGGCGGCUCCCAGGGGGAGAGCCUUCUCUGUGGGGGCACCCACCCUCUGGAAUGAGCUCCCUCCCGGAAUACGACUGAUCCCAGACCUCUGUACUUUCCGUAAGGCCCUGAAGACUUUUUUAUUCCACCAAGCCGGCCUAGCCUAAAAGGUCUUAUGGGUUAGUUUUUUAAAUUGUAUAGAUGUGGGGUUUUAAAUUGCGAGGCCGAUUGAUUUAAUUGAUUUUAGUUAUUUUAACUUUUAUAUUAUAUGUAUCUUAAUUCCGGCUUAAUUCCUGAGUCCUUUGGGAGAAGGGUGGUAUAUAAAUUUAAAUAAAUAAAUAAAUAAAUAAAUAAAUAAAUAAAUAAAUAAAUAAUAAAACAGCCUGUGUUUCUUCCAAAUUCAUCCUGCUCACCAUGUGACGGCAGGUUCGCAAAAGUGCAGAUCUAAGCUGCACCUCAAAAGACAUAAAAUACAGGACUCAUGUAGGUCUUAAUUAAAAUACAGGAUACCACUUAUAAUGUAUUUAUAAAUAUAUCAAUAUGCAUGCACACGCGUGCACGCACACACACAUAUAAUGGACUUUUUAAAAAAUGUUUUGUGCUUUUUAUUCAAAGGUAACUGUUUUAUUAUACAGUUAUCUUCUCCUCCAACUCUUUGAAAUCCCUUCUACAAAACUUUAGCUAAGUUGAAGACAAAUGGAUGGACACAAUGGAGUUUAUAAACAUUUUGGAACCCUUCCCAAAGCAACUGUCUGGUUUCAUGAUUUGUCAGGCAGCAGUUUCAGUUCAGAACUUGGGAAUAAGCUGGUUAAGGGGGCUCUUUUUUGCCUUGUAGCGCACCAGGGUUGCUUGGCAUGUAAGAGAAGGUGAUAGGGAAGACCUUAUUGGCAUAGUUAAGUGGGAACAGAGCAGGGGUGAAAUUCAGCCAGUUCUAUCCGGCUCGGGCAAACUGGUAGCGGUGGCUGCAGGAGGCUGCGUCUACCUGCGCGGAUGUCAUGACGUUGCUUUUUUGCAACAUUUUAAGCCUCUGCGCAUUCGCACAUUUGCGAACCAAUAGGGAAGAUAAGUGAAUUUCACCCCUGGAACAGAGGCAGUGUUUAUAAAGAACAAUAGUUCCGUUCGACCUAAAUUGUUAAAUUUGUUUCAGUAAGGAAACUGCUUGUGGAAAAGAUUUCAACCAAGGGGUUGGUUGUGAGAUGAUUAGUGCUAUUUAUGGUAAGAAGGAUUCUUUUUAAAAUAUUUAUUUGGGUUUUGUUACAUAUUUUUUGAAUUCCACCCAAAAAGGAAACUGGACAAAUCCUCUCAUGAGCAUUUAACUCGGAGUUGGCUGAAAGUUUAGAUUUCUGGCCUUUUUUUUUUUAUUGCUUUUUUUGGCCUCUAAAAACCAUGAGAUGUAACAAUCUUGGCCUGGAAGAACUUUUUAAAGUUUCUGCUUUCAGGAGGUUUUUGAAGGUUGCAUGAAGAGAUAUGUAAAGUUUAUCCCCAAAGAAUUGAAGAAUCAUGCUUCUGAAUUUUAUUUUUUUUUGCUACUACAAUUGGAUUUACGGUAAAAAAAAAAAAUGGGGGAGGGGAUAGGGAAAUUAUGUAUGAUUUCUCAGUUGUGAAUUUACAGAGCUGAGAACCAAUUUGUUCCACGUCCAGGCGCUGCAAUCAAGAAUAACACCCUGCAAAAUGCUUUGUGUUGUUAUGAGGCAGUGUGUUAUUUUUCUUCUAAAAAUAAAAAGCCAGAGCCCAGCAACAUCUUUGAUUUGAAAGAGCACUGGGCACCUAACAAAUUUAUGCCUGGAUAUUUUUAUUGAAAUAAUGGACAUAAUGUUGGUAAGGUAAAACUGUAUAUAAAACAGGCAGUAAGUGGUUUGUAUUUUCACCAAUCCACCUGACUACAAUAUUUGAUAUAGCACUAUAUUAAAAGUUAGCCAUUCUUUAAUGAUGAGUCUCACAAGCCCAUCAUUGUAAAUUUAAAGCAUUUCUGACCAAAUUUCUAAAGUGUUUUGCUUUAUGAAGAAAUGGGUGUUCAUAAGAUUGCUUAAGAGUAUUUUAAAUCAUUUGUCUCAAUAGCUGAUUUCAAAAUAAAAAAAGCAAAUUUACCAAAAGUCUAAUUCAGGUCAUGCAAGGGUAUGGCCACAAUUCGUUCUUUCAAAAAAGCAGCCAGAUGUGUCUUGGGUUUCCCCCCCUUUUUUUAAAAACAUUGCCUUUUGUUUAAGCAGCUGUGUUCAUCCAUUUGCUUGGAUGCUUGGCAAAUCUUUUGGCCCAGAGCCUUGUUUCCUGAUUUAGGGACUCAGUGUGUGGUUUCCUCUCUGCUUACUUAAAAUAUGAAGAACAGAAUACGUUUUUAUAUUAAUGGUUGGAAGCAGAAACCAUUUGGAUGCUAAAGUCCCGAGAACAGCCGCAAGGAAGAGAAGUAAGGCUAGAUUUUAACUGGUAUAUUAACAUGUCCUUGUUCCUCCCAAAUUGGUGUUCUGGAAAUAGAAGGGUUUAUUUAUUUAUUUAUUAAAUUUGUAUACCACCCUUCUCCUGCUGGACUCAGGGCGGUGCACAGCCAAAAUUAAAAAACAUUCCAAUACAAAAUUUAAAUUUUUUUAAAAAAUUACACAACUUUGGCCCAAAAUUUAAAACAUCCCAACUAAAACCCAUAGACAAUUAAAAAUCUAACAUUUCAAAAAAAAAGGGGGGGGGUUCCUUUGUUCAGAAUGGGAUAACUCACUGCGGCCAGUUCACCACAGCUAAUUUGUCACAGGACAACUCGCCAUAGUCAACUUGCUGCAGGACAACUUGCCAUGCAACAAUUCAACAGUUCAAUUUAAUUAUUUUAAAUAAUUUAAAUUUUUGUUAUUCACAUUUCAUUUGGUCCCUCGUUUGGCAUCCUUUCUUUAAUGAUUCCAUCAUUUCUUCAAUAUUAGUGUAACUCAGCAAAGUGUCCCGUGGCAAAUUGGCCAUAGCGAGUUGGAUGCAGCGAGUUGGCUGCUGUGAGUUGUCUUAGACCCCCUUUGUUUAUGGAACAAAUAGGAAUCUAGGACAGGGGUCUCCAACCUUGGCAACUUUAAGAAUUGUGGACAUCAAUUCCCAGAAUUGAAGUCAACAAGUCUUAAAGUUGCCAAGAUUGGAAACCCCUGAUCUAGAAGAACAUUCCCCUUCCUCCCCUGAGGAAGAGUAGGAAAUUUUCAACAGUAAUGUUUUCUUCUACCCUCUCCACAUUACCCAGAUCCCCAGCUCACAGAUUUUGCAGAAAAAUAUUCUGUGUACAGUUGACCAGCAUUUGUGUUCACUCAUUUUAUGUGCUCAAGUUUCCAUUGUUCCUAUAAAAAGAUAUGAGUAAGAUCCAGUGGAAACAUGGAUGUCCAUUGAGAGGGACAGUUGUGGAAUUAUUGUCUUGAUUCACGUAACGUGUGUCCCUGAUGCAGGUAAAAAAGGUCAGGUCUUCCAUCACACAGUUGUGGCCACCAUCUUUACAUCCACUGCAUGGACAUCUCUGAAUGGGAAAACGUUGUGAUCAGGCAUAAGAUGCAGACUUUUCUACAACUUAGCUUCCAUGUUUUAUCUUAAAUCAACAGAGUCAGCAGCUGUGUCAGAAAGAAGAUGGAGGGAAGUCUUUUGUUUCUAGAGACCAAUUACAAGAUGGUUGUCUUUGACCCAUAAUUCAGUCUUAAGUACCAUUUUAGCAGUGAUGUGCAUUGUCAGUCUAUAGCUAUCCAUGCUCUGACAACUUGUUGCAAUACUGGCAACCCUGAGGGAGUGCAGAGGCAUUUUUUUCCUUUAUUCUUGUUGAAGAGCUGAUAUAUCAAGAAUAAACAAUUCAUGCCAAAUGUUGAGAUGUUUUCACACUAGCAUAUAUGCAAGCACACACCUGAAAGAGAUUUCAGGGUUCCUUUUUAAUACAUAUGGCUUUAUUGUAGGCCUUUGCAGGUAAACAUUAAAUUCAGAACAAUUUCCAUUUGCUUGAUUGCAGCCUUUUGGAGAUUGCAGCCUUUUGGAGAUGCUGAUGCAAAGCUUGAGGGAGCGUUCCUUUAAUUUCCAGUAUUACCACACAUUUUGGAGCCGAUUGUUCCGUUCUAUUCUCAGUUAUUUUAGGGUAGCGCAAGCAAUCUUAGAACUGAAAAAAGAUUCAGGAACAAAUUUAGAACACAAUAAGUGCUGCUUUGCUAUCUACAGAAUUUCCAUGGCAGUAAAGCUAUCAGUGUGUUGACCUUAGUUUAGAGGAUGCUGGUCAUAGCUGUGUUUCAUUGACAUCUGUGAGACACAUCGGUCAUGAUCCACAUGAGUCUCUCUGAUUUCAGGAGGACGUGAGUACAGUUAACUAGCCCAGGAUGGCCUCAGAUCUGUGGGUUUGUUACAAAUCAGCCCUUUUUCUAUGUAUGUGUAGUGUGAAUCACCCAUGCAUUAGUGUGAAGCAACCAUGCACCAUACUAUGUUCAUCAGUAUCCAAACUAUGUAGCAUGCUUCCUGAUCAAGUUAAGGAAUCCAUCAAUAAAAGUGGCUUCUGUGGAUGUUAUUUCCUUUCAGGGAUCAAGUGAAAAAGUAUAUAUUGUUUUUAAAUGUUCAGCAUGAUACGUUAAAGCAUAUCUGUAGAACAUAACCCACUUAGUUCAUUUGAGAAGUAGAGCUGAUUCGAUGAAUGAUAAUAUAAUUUCUGUGUUCCGAAGCAUGGCAUUCAUGGUUUCCUUUUCUAUGCUUUUUGCUGGAAUAUAUUUUUCCUACCCUGGGAUAUGCACUUGUAUUUCUGUAUUUACUGUUCUGAAAAUGACUUUAACUGUACUGACUAGUUUCCUAUGGGAUGAGCUCUUCCGUCCAUCAUUCACAUGAUAUGCAAAUUCUGUGAAAGUCUUAACAGUGUGAUUUGCAUUUUUAAAGCAGUACUGACUGUGUGAUCCUAGUGUGUGUUGGUAGUGGCCAUGUUGUUGUAAAGUGUAAGGGGAAAAAGCUACUUAAAUCUGAAUCCUUAGUGUUUGGUUUAUUAAAAGUAUUGAGACCUGCAUGUUAAUUAAACUGAUUAUUCCUCUCUACCCCAUUGCUAUGAUGAUGCACAAAUGAUGCAAUUGUUUUUACUUGUAUAGGGAACUUGCAUUCCAUGUUUGUCCACUUGUUUAAAAUUGCAACUUGUUAUUAUGAUCUGCCUGAAAAGUCUUCCUUCCUUCCUUCCUUCCUUCCUUCCUUCCUUCCUUCCUUCCUUCCUUCCUUCCUUCUUUCCUCCCCUCCCCUCCCCUCCCCUCCCCUCCUAUUGGUCUUUUCAUAGAAAAAUUGAUCCUGAAAAAAGGUCAUUUCUGUAAAUUCCUAUCCACAUGGUUUGUAUUAUCUUUCCUUAUCCUGCCCUGGAAAUAUGUUGGAAACCUACUUUCAGAAUUCUCAGCCAGCACACUAUUCAUCUUGCUGCUGGGAAUCUUGGAAACUGAAGUCCAAAACACAUGUGGAGAUUCCAUUUGGAAAAUAGCUGAUGUAUAAUUUUAUGUUAAACAGAUACAUUAAAAGUUAUUAUAUUGAAUUAUUUUUAUCAACUCAAUUUCAUGCAUCGAUGAAUUAGUAAAUAUCAACAGCUUGCAAGAUGGCUUUAAACAUGCUUAACCUUUUUUUUAUAUUAAACCCUAUGUUUCCUAGAUCUGUUUAAUUCCCCCCCCCCAAAGUGUUCAAAUUUGAUAUCAGAAUCAAAAUUAGAAAUGUUACAGUCGAUUGAGAUUAAAUCAUGCGCAUAGAUACUGACCAGGUGGAAAAUUUGGAUAUUGUCUUAUUGAUGUUUUUUUUCCUCAUGAUUUAUUUGUUUUAGCAGUGGAAUGGAGCCCACAUUUCUUUAAUGUAUAUUGAAGUGCAGUAUAAUAUAUGCAGACACUUAACAGCAACAUUGGUGAUUGGUUUUAAAAAGAGAGGUAGAAUCAGAGAGAGAACGGUGAACCUGUGAUCAUGUAUUUUUACAGUGCCAAACAUAUGAAAAAUAUUGUUUGAAGAAAAGUAAGAAUUUUUUUACUGUAUUACUGCUGAACAAAUGUUGUUUUUAAAUGUUGAAUUUUAAAUAAUUUUGUAUUGUAUACCAUUUUGUGACAUGGUACUUUUUCAUACUGGAAUAAUUGAUUGCACCUGAUCAUAAUUGUAUUUUUUCCUUUUAUGAAUACAUAAUUGUAACCCACUA